This is a messenger RNA of Lepus europaeus (European hare), 345 nucleotides long. Its product is annotated as glutaredoxin-1-like. The coding region runs from base 1 to 345 and encodes 114 amino acids. The record is from RefSeq and is a predicted model, not a curated record. The transcript has a single exon. Lineage: Eukaryota; Metazoa; Chordata; Mammalia; Lagomorpha; Leporidae.
AUGGAGACUGCGGUGGUCAGCGUGGCUCAAGAGUUUGUGAACAGCAAAAUCCAGCCUGGGAAGGUGGUGGUGUUCAUCAAGCCCACCUGCUCCUAUUGCAGGAGGACCCAACAGAUCCUCUGUCAACUGCCCUUCAAACAAGGAUUUCUGGAAUUUGUCAAUAUCAAUGCCGCCAGAGACACAAGAAAGAUUCAAGAUUACCUGGAGCAGCUCACCGGAGCCAGGACAGUGCCUAGGAUCUUUAUCAGUAAACAUUGUAUAGGUGGAUGCAGCGAGCUGAUAGCCAUGCAACAGAAUGGGGAACUGUGGAUGUGGCUAAAGGGGAUCGGUGCUCUGCAGCUAUGA